This is a messenger RNA of Salvelinus sp. IW2-2015, 5680 nucleotides long. NCBI's taxonomy places the organism in Eukaryota, Metazoa, Chordata, Actinopteri, Salmoniformes, Salmonidae. The record is from RefSeq and is a predicted model, not a curated record.
GCAACCUUUCAGUUACUGGCCCAACCACUAGGCUACCUGCCACCCGGAUACAUAUCCAGAUGAUGCUGCCUACUAUUGUGUGCAAUGACACAGUCGGUGUAUUCGAAGCAUUAGCAAACGUUCUCUCUGCGUGGUGUUUUGGGAAACAUGUUAUAUCUUCGGUCGUGCUAGGAAAGAUGCAUGGUUAAAACUCAUAAGCCUAAAUUCCAUCGUUAUCGGGAAACCAGGCCCUGGUCCAGAGCUAGUGGCAGAUUAAAGCUCUGGUCCAAUGCAUUAGUGCAGUGGGCACAUACCAUUUGAGACGCAUGCGCUUUGAGAUUCACUUUCAGUGCGCACCAGGUGCAGCUGCAUGCUUCUCGUUUAAUCAGCCGAUCAUUCGAUUUUAACAUUGGAUGACCCAGAUUCCAUUAUCUUUCCAACUAGGCUACUGUGGUUGUACACCAGUAGUUAGUUCCACAGCUGUUCUCGUAAAUUUGUACACUUGGUUGAUGCACCUUGUUGAAGGAGCUUGCUGCAUGUUCUUGCAUUGUUAUGUUCAGCUGCCCUUAUUUGAGGAUGUCUGUGUUUAGACUUGCACAGAGGGAUUAACUGCGAUUCCACUGUAGUGAGCCUUAUUUUUGUUAGAAACUAGUUUACUCCAAGGCUCAGAGUACAAACAAGCCUGCCUCGUGAUUUUCAGAAGGCCAUGAUUUCCCUGAAGGCCAUGUUAUAAAAAAAAUCCACAGUCAAUAAUAAGUAUAAUUUUUUAAAUGAUUGAGUUCAGCCUCAAACUCUUGAAAUACUUAUCAUCUGAGCAUGGGAGGAGCUUAAUUGAGGUCCCUUCAACCUAGACAAGAGGGCUACACCAUUUUACUGCUGCCAUAGUUCCAGUGACAACAUACCGGUCCUUAAAGCCUAUUCACUUUGAUUCACAGAAAUAAUUCAAACGGUUCAAGAUGACGUCAUGGAGCGACCGCUUACAGAACUUUGCAGACCUCCCAGCCAACAUGGACGGCUUGGCCAUGAAGAAGUAUCGGCGUGAGGCCUACCACAGCUUUCCAAGGGAACUGGCCCAAUACCAUCCUGCAAUGAGAGUUUUUGUGAACAGAAGCUUGGCAAUGGAGAAGAUUAAGUGCUUUGGUUUUGAUAUGGACUACACUCUGGCAGUGUAUAAAUCACCUGAGUACGAGUCGCUGGGAUUUGACCUGACCGUGGAACGUCUCAUCCACAUCGGUUACCCACAGGAGCUGCUCAACUUUGUCUACGACCCCGCUUUCCCCACCAGAGGCCUGUUGUUUGACACGAUGCACGGGAAUCUGCUCAAGGUCGACGCAUACGGCAACAUCCUGGUCUGUGCCCACGGCUUCAACUUCAUGAGGGGGCCUGAGAUCAGGGAGAUGUACCCCAACAAGUUUAUCCAGCGUGGAGACACUGACCGCUUCUACAUUCUGAACACACUGUUCAACCUCCCUGAAACCUACCUCUUUGCUUGUCUGGUUGAUUUCUUCACCAACUGCCCCAAAUACACAAGCUGCGAGACUGGCUUUAAGAAUGGAGACCUCUUCAUGUCCUACAAGAGCAUGUUUCAGGAUGUCCGUGAUGCUGUGGACUGGGUCCACUUGAAGGGAUCUUUGAAAGAAAAAACGGUGGAAAACCUGGAAAAGUAUGUGGUCAAGGAUGGGAAGCUCCCUCUACUCCUGAGUCGGAUGAAUGAAGUGGCCAAGGUGUUCCUGGCCACCAACAGUGACUACAAAUACACAGAGAAAAUAAUGACAUACCUGUUUGACUUCCCCCAUGGUCCGAAGGUGGGAAUGCCCCAUCGGCCCUGGCAGUCCUACUUUGACCUGAUCUUAGUAGAUGCCCGCAAACCCGUGUUCUUCGGAGAGGGGACAGUGCUACGGCAGGUCGACACAACCACAGGCCGGCUGAAGAUUGGCACAUACACAGGACCGCUGCAGCACGGCAUCGUGUACUCUGGAGGUUCCUCUGACAUAGUGUGUGACCUGCUGGGGGCCAAAGGGAAGGACAUAGUAUACAUUGGGGACCACAUCUUUGGGGACAUCCUCAAGUCCAAAAAACGCCAGGGAUGGAGGACCUUCUUGGUGAUCCCUGAACUGGCUCAGGAGCUGCACGUGUGGACUGACAAGAGCUCUCUGUUUGAGGAGCUCCAGUCUCUGGACAUCUUCCUGGCAGAGCUCUAUAAAAAUCUUGACAGCAGCAGCAACGAGAGACCUGAUAUCAGUUCCCUCCAGCGCAGGAUCAAGAAAGUGACCCAUGACAUGGACAUGUGCUAUGGGAUGAUGGGCAGUCUGUUCCGCAGUGGCUCCAGGCAGACUCUGUUUGCGUCACAGGUGAUGCGCUAUGCUGACCUGUACGCUGCCUCCUUCAUCAACCUCCUCUACUACCCAUUCAGCUACCUGUUCAGAGCAGCACACGUACUGAUGCCCCAUGAGUCGACGGUUGAGCACGCCCACGUGGACAUCAACGAUACCGAGUCGCCCCUGGCAACCCGUAACCGCCACUCCGUGGACCUGUUGGAGUUAGACUGUAAGAGGCACCAGCUGACCCGCUCCAUAAGUGAGAUCCAGCCCCCAAACCUGUUCCCACAGACCCCCCAGGAGAUCACCCACUGCCACGAUGAAGAUGAUGACGAGGAAGAGGAAGAGGAGGAAGAUUUCCAGAGAAGUUUCCAGAUGGAGCUCUUCGGACCACACCUAAGAGACUGAUGGUGACUUGGCCCCCUAUAGCAUGCCUGCACUGACCUGGCAUCAUUAUGCAGUCAGUAUCACAUACAUGAGCCGUGCACGCAUAGUCUUGACAACCCCACCCUAGGCAACACAGUGACUAGGGUCUGGUUUCAAUGGUGGACUCUUUUGGCAUAGAGCAGGGAUGGGCCACUUUGAUUGGUGUGGGGGCCACAUGAGGUUCCGUUUUUCGCAGGUCUGCAUACUCACAUGUGCAUAGCCCUUUUCCCACCACAUUGCAAGCAAAACAUUUUUGCAGCCCCUCUCUUGACACCAAAGAGUUCGUUUUGUGCAAUUCUACACAUUUUGCCAUGGGGUGUAGAGAAAAUGUUGCAGUUGUAAAGCAACUUUGCUGCAAUUCUACACAUUUUGCGGGGGAGGUAAAUUGAUCCAAAGGACUUCAAAAGGGAGCGGCCCGCCAAUUGCCAAUCCCUGGCAUAGAGGAGCUACGUCACUGCCUAUGUCGAUAAUAAGGGAGGGAAAAAUCUGGGGCUUUCCCAACAAAUCACGCGGCAGACAUGCCGGAAUGUCACGAUUCAAAACCAAGGUUUGCUGGCAAAAACAUUGCAGUGCUUUUAGUUAAGGAUGCAAACGGGCCACGUGAAAUUCACUCAUUUAAAAAGAACCUCUAUGAUCGUCAUCUUGCUAGCUACUAUUUUGUAUUUUAUUCAAGUUGAUAAAGUUGUGACGUAGGCAAUGAUGUAGUUCCUCUAUGCCAAAAGAGUCUUGAAAGCAGACCCUAGCCUAGGGUCGGGUUUUCCAGACUAAUGCACUGACGCUGCCCUGCUACUGUCCCCUAGCUGUGAGUGGUGUGCCUUUUAGUUUGUUUUACUGAAUGAAACUGUUCCCUUGGUUAAAGAUGCACUAUGCAGAAAUCGCUCUGCCAUUUCCUGGUUGCUCAAAUUCGAAUAGUUUGCCUAAUGUCAGUAUAUGUGACGAAACAAGCAAGUUUAAUGUAUAGAAUCAUUGUACCAUGUAAACCGCACUGAGAUAUAUUUUCCAUAACCAAAAAUAGUAUAUUCAGCUGUUUGAAGCUGGUAUACAAAACACAAGUAAAAGACACAAGCGAAACUUCAGCACGGUAAGCAUAGAAAUAGGGCACAUAGAACAGAUCUACCGCUUCUUAGACUUGCUUUCAAUGAGAACGACAGAUCUAUAAUUCACAUUUCUAUGUGAAUUUGGUUGCGGUCGCCCAAAAAGUUACAUAUUGCAGCUUUAAUGUUUUAACCACCUAAGGAACAAUAGUAUAAUUUAUAUGGAGUCCUAUUUGCACCAGACUUUGUGGUUAUAGAAAUGCUUUUCUCUAAACUGUUAUAGAAUAGUAUUUUUAUGGAAACAGAGAGCAUGUGAUGGCUGCUGUGGAACAGUAUAAAAGUUUGUGAUCAUACGCACAUUCUUAAAAAACGUAGGUGCUGGGCUAAUAAAGAAUACUUCUGAAGAACAGGAAGGCCUGUUUAUGCUCCCAAAAAAGCUCUGAAUUGGGUGCAUAAACUGUGUGUGGGCCUUCCUGUUCUUUGCUGUGGUACAGUACACAUCUGUCUGAGGAAUGUGACAAAUAAAAGUAUCACGUUACGUGACGUUACACAGCAACUGCAGAUCCAGAGCAGCCGGCAGAAGCCGCAAUUCUCCUUUUGGCAUCUGGUUACCUGCUCUAGUUACCAGAUUUCUCCUAGUAAUUUACCAUCCCCCACUGAAUGAUAGACUACAUUUCCCAGAAUGCAGUUGUAUUCCAUAGCUCAGCCAAUCAGAGUCCCAGUCUCUACUAAGUGCCCUACACAUUAUAAAGAUUAUGGCAAUAAUAUACCCUGUAUUAUCAUUUUAAUUCAGACCAUUUCUGUAUCAUGAAAUACUGUGUAUAUCAGCCCUAUGAAACUGUUAUUGCCUUAGUCUGGUCUGGAUUUGUGAGACAAUGUAUAUACAAGAUAAGUAUAUUUUUGUGUGUUUUGAAUAAUGUUUGAAAGGGAAGACAGUCCUGGUAAAAGCUGCUUGUGUUAUUUACUGUAAAAGUGUUCUGAAGGGCUUUGAUGUUGUAGGCCUCUUCUAUGCGCAUUUCAAAUGGCUAUAGUUCAAUGACACUGCCUCAGUUCACAGCAGGCUCCCGGAGUAUCUAUAUCCAGAGACAUGCUUAAAACUCAUCAAAUUGCAGGCAUUUUGUUGAAAGCCUGAAAAACAUGGUAUUGAAAUGCAUCUGCGCUUCCGCAGAAAACAGGCUUAACAACUGUAAGUAUUCAGCUGCAUGAAUAUCUUUUUAUAAGAGGUGAAAUUCUGCACUGCAAGAAUCAUUUUCUUAUUUCUGCAAUAGUAUAGGCUAACCGAGUGUCUCUGGGCGUACGGUUAUGUAUGAGUGUUUAUGGUUUAUUAUGGUGCGUAGCAUGACCCAUAAACUGGUCCAAGUUGCCCUCACGUUUAUCUCUAACCCUCCCUAAUGUGGGUCAAAGAUCUUACUAUGUGCUAUAAGAUAUGUGCUCAUAUGAUUGGCUGUUUGUUUGUUUUAAUAACUGUUACUGUACAGUCUUGUCCUACUGUAUGGAACUGGACUGACUCCCUCUACUGGAAGUUUGAAAACUACCAUUAACUCAAAUGUUUAAAUUCAGAAGUCCCUUUACCUUGUGGCGGAUUUACCUACUGUAUAAAAGCAACGCUAACUGUGCCAAUGAAUGUCAUGCUGUUCUUUUUUUAAAUAUGUUUUCCAACUUUUUAAGAUGUAUAAUUUUUGUGCAUGAUCUGAAUCUGUUGAGUUUGGAGCUGCUUUUUGAAUUCACUGUGGAAUGUGAGACUACUUACAAAAGUACACCGUGCAAAUGGAUUUAAAGCAAUUUAUAAAAAUGUAUUUUCUUGAAAACAUUUUGUGCAUGUUCUGCAGUUGCUGUUUAAGUGUGGAAUUUGUUUCCGAGAAUGUUACUUGGGGGAAUAUCCAUUUUGAUGUUAAAUAAAAUGUAAUGCGCUGUCGCAAUAGA